Bemisia tabaci is the source of this 6812-nucleotide messenger RNA. RefSeq names its product liprin-beta 1 (gene Liprin-beta). The record is from RefSeq and is a predicted model, not a curated record. Gene Ontology annotation, biological process: neuromuscular junction development. Gene Ontology annotation, molecular function: protein binding. NCBI's taxonomy places the organism in Eukaryota, Metazoa, Arthropoda, Insecta, Hemiptera, Aleyrodidae. Gene Ontology annotation, cellular component: presynaptic active zone.
CCACACUAUUGUGUCUUGAACACGCUAGCGUAGAAUUUUAAAAACCCUUUCCCAGAGAGUAUUUUUUGAGCUGCAACCUUCAAUCGUGAUAACCCCGAUUCUUGAGCUUUUUUUGUGGCCAAACGUUCGUAGAAAACUCUUCUGUGGUGCCGUAUCAAUAACCCCAUUUUCAGUUGAAGUGUACCGAGGUCUCUUUUCACGCUGGCAAGCACAUAUUAUUCGGGACUUCUUUAAAUUAUCGGGAAAGUGUUACCUUUCCGUUGGCAUCAGAGCUGAUCUCGUACUCUCGAACUCCUUGGAGCCCACUUAGAUGAAUAUGAUCGCUAUCCUGAUGAGAACGAAAGAAAUGUUGAUUCCACUCUAAUCACCGGACUUUUGUUUUCUCUGAUGCAUUGUGGAUGCGGGUUGCAUAAUCGGCUCUCGUUAACUUCGACGUCCGAAUAAAUCAAAAUUGCAAGAAAAGUAAUCAAAUCAGCUUAGCGGGGUCAAAUUUCUGUACUCGCGAAAUUUUUUAGGACUCUCAAAAUUUCAAAACGUGACUUCUUAUUUUCCUCUGGCUAUAGCUCAGAAUUCCUUUCUUUACGGGCUCAGCGAUGUUCGAAGUGAAUUGACAGAUCGUGUAUGACCUUUACUUUCCAGCCAACAUAGGUUUUGUAAAAUAUUUCCCUCAAGAACGCCUCUUCUAUUCUAGGAUUAUCGGAGAACGAUAUGUGAUUGUGUGAAGUGAUGUAGACAACUCGAGCUUCGCGAGUGUUUUUACGAUUGCAGAAUCGAAAGCGCCUCGUUGAAGCCAAAACCUAAAGUGACUCCUUAAAAUCGGGUUUAGUUCUGUUUCGUUUCAGGGGUUUCCUUUUGGAUCCGAUAUCUCAUGUACCCAACGAGACCAGGAUAAGUAGCGUCUUAUCAGAAGAGAGGCUGAGAGAGCCUUAUCGAUACCUAAAUCAUAGCGCCGCAACGAAACCAGAUCCGGAAAUUUCCAAUUGAAACCGGAGCCCAAUAGUUCCUCUUGUGUUCAGAGCGGAAGCUGAAGUUGUUCUACAUGAAUCGGGACUAAAAUUGCUCUAGCAGAACCAGAACCGGAAGCAUCCGAACGAAACUGGAAGUGUCUACCUGAAGCUGGAACUAGAAUUGAAUGUGUUCCUUUUUAAAGAAACUCAUUAUCAACCUAGCGAGAUCAUAACCAGAUGUGUAUUAAAAAAAUCAAAACUGAAUGAGCCCCUACAAGGCCAAAACUGGAAGUGCCUAGACGAGACCGAACCGCAAGCGCUCUGUUGAAACAUUAAUCGAAAGUGUUUCAUUGUUUGAAACACUCUUAACAGGAUCAGAACCGGUAGUAUCCCGUCAAAGUCAAAAUAGGAAGUGCCCCAUUCAAACCGGAAACUCAAGUCAAUUUUUGUAACGUGAAAUUGGAACUUGGAGUGUUCCAUCGGAACCGGGUUCCAAAGCUUUCCAUUAAAUCCGAAGCCUGUUUUUUCCUCCAUCUUGUCUGUCUGUCAUCUCAGAGCAGAAGUCGAAACCGGGAGUGCUUUUCGCGAGAUCGGAGCCAGAAACGUCUCUUUGGGAAACGAAACCGGAACUAAAAGUAUUUCAUCGAACCCUGAGUCAAAGGCACCCAAAAUUAACCGGAGCUACGAGUGUCCUACCAAAAGUAGAACCAGACGUGCCUACUGGAGACCGUAACCUAAAGUUGAUUCUUGAGAGCACGCAAACAAGCGUAUGUGGAAGUGUCCUACCAAAACUAGAACCAGGUGUAUUCAAUUCAAAUCGGGACCAAAAAAGACUAAUCGUAGCCAGAACUGGACGUGUCCCAGUGAGACCGUGGCUUAAAGUGUCCUCGAGAGUACCUAAACGCAAGCGGAGCGGGAAAUGUCCCACCGAAACUAGAAGUGGUCGUGUUCAAUUCAAAGCAAGACCAGAAGUGUCCAAUCGAAACGAAGAACCUGAAUAGACUCGUCGAAACGAAGAACCGGACGAUUCCUAUUAGCACAGGAACCUAGAUAGACUCGUCGGAACCAAGAACCGGACGAUUCCUAUUAGCACAGGAACCUGGAUAGACUCGUCGGAACCAAGAACCGGACGAUUCCUAUUGGCACAGGAACCUGGAUAGACACAUCGAAACCAAGAACCGGACGAUUCCUAUUGGCACAGGAACCUGGAUAGACUCGUCGGAACCAAGAACCGGACGAUUCCUACAAGCACAGGAACCUGGAUAUACUCGUCGGAACCAAGAACCAGACGAUUCCUACUGGCACAGGAACCUGGAUAGACUCGUCGGAACCAAGAACCGGACGAUUUCCAUCGACGAUUCCCAUGAUGCGCGGCCGGUGAGCGGCUUGGCGUCCGAGAUCGACAAAAUGGUGAAGACGAGCGCCGGCGUGGCGAGCGUGAUCGAGACGCUGGAGAAGCGGGCGGCCCGGAAGAAGACGAGCGUGGCGGCGCCGCGGACCCGGACGAGGGUCUCGGUGGAGAGGUCCCGGUCGAGGUCCCUCUCGACGGAGCCGGAGCCGGGAACCGAGGAGCCCGGUCGGGGCCGGGACCUGGAGUCCUCGAGUCCCUCCAGCUCCAGCCUGGAUCUCGCCUCGUCCCCUGACGAGUUCCGCAACACCGCCCCCGCUCCCGCCUCGGCGCUCAAAAGGCUCAAGACGCGACACCGCACCAGCGCCGCAACCCACAAAUCCGACUCGGCCUCGAACGACAACGACUUCCAAUGGAUGGCGCAAACGGAAGACAACUCCUCGACCUCAUCGCGGACCCUGAGCAGGGACAGAGACACCCUGACCCCUCUGACCCUGCGACGACGCCCCCGCGGGACCGGAAGCCUGGAUCGGAGUCAGCUGCCCCGCAAGGAACGGGACAAGCGUUGCAAGUCCACUUCGUCCUACCCGCGGAGGCUCAAGCCGAGCCAAGGACGCUGUUUCGGGAGCGGGGACCUCGGGGAAUGCUGCUGGCACGGGAGCAACCCUUACUUGAACGUUAAUUUCCAGCGGGCUCAAAUGUUCCCCUGUCACCAUUGCGCCGUCCCGAUUUGCUGUCAGAUGGAGCAUGCUGCGACGCGGCCACGCUAUCCCAAGCCUCCAGAGGAGUUGGAAGAUCAGUUCAAAAGACUGGAAAACGACAAAGACUCCCUGCAACUACAAGUUGUCGUCCUCAGUGAUCAGAUCGACGCUCAGUCGGAGAAAAUCUCUGAUCUCGAGAAAUCGCUCGCUGAGCAAAAAGAACGAUUCGAAUCAAUGAAGGAACUGCUUCAAAAGGAAUUAUUGGCAAAGUCAUCUCUAGAAACCCAGAAGUUAGAGCUGCUGUCUGUUGUCACGGAUCAGAAACGGCAAAUAGCGCUUUUGGAGUUGGAGAAUAAUGAGUUGAAAGAAUUCCUUCGAGAAGAAAGGAAACAGCGGAAACCGCCGAUAGCACCCAGGCUUGUUCCGUUCCCUCCGCCAAACUCGCAUAUCAACAUGCAGACGUCGAGUCCAAGUUAUCGGAGGCCGUACGACCACUACGGGAGCCUGCCGCGGCAAAGCAAGUCUGGGAGCGAGAGUCCACACAUGCGGAAAGGCGUCAUGUUUGGUAAAACGCUUCAUAUGUACAACAGCUUCAGUCAUGAUGCGCAGUCAGAGGUGGUGGUGGGUGAGCGGAGUUCAUCUGCGCCCAAUCUAGCUGAAACAGAGAACACUGGAAUGAGUGACGUUGUAUCUGAGUGUGGUGAUGAAGACUUCUCUCCGCAUCAGAGUCCUUCUCUCAACAUGGAUCGGUCAAGAGGAAUUAGAAAGAUUCUUGGAAAGUUAAAGCGAAGUAAUUCCGGAAACCUGGAUGACACAUCAGGCGGUGAAUUUCAAAGAGGCGGAUUGCGGGCAACUGCGAAUGGACGCCUCACUAGCUCCAACGUAAAACCCAGACCAAAUUUACCUUUUAGUGACUGGAGCCUUGAUUCAAUUUGUGAUUGGUUGACGGAGAAAGGACUGGAUAGUUAUGUCAAUGCUGCAAAGAAAUGGGUUGUAUCAGGAACACAGUUACUCAACGCGACAAGCCAUGAUCUGGAGAAACACCUUGGAAUAAAAAACGCACUUCAUAGGAAGAAGUUACUCCUGGCGCUUCAGUGCGAGCGUGGCGAUGAAAUCAAGAACCCUCUCUUGCUCGAAGCAGGCAAACUAGAAACCGUCUGGGUUUUGCGGUGGUUAGAUGAUGUCGGGCUUCCUCAGUACAAGGACUCGUUUCUCGCGGCGAGGAUUAACGGAGCGACUCUUCAUAGACUAACGCUCGAGGAUCUCGCUGCUCUCCACAUCUCAUCCGUUCUCCAUGUUGCCAGUUUGCGGUGCGGUAUCCAAGUACUUAGAAAUAAUAAAUUCGAACCCAACUGCCUGUGUCGGCGAUCAGUGCCUGGAGACGCGACGGAGACAAACCCAAGUCAGGUGGCGCUGUGGACGAACCAUCGUGUUAUGGAGUGGCUGCGCAUUGUUGAUCUGGCUGAAUAUGCGCCAAAUCUCAGAGGCUCAGGUGUGCAUGGCGGUCUGAUAAUGUUUGAGCCCAGGUUCAACGCAGAACUUCUCGCCUCCCUGCUUUCAAUUCCCCCCCAGAAAACUUUAUUAAGGCGGCAUCUGAGUACCCAUUUCAAAGAGCUCCUGGGUCGCGAUGUCAUUCAAAUAAAACGUGAUGCUGAGGUUUCCUUGGGUCACGUCCCACUCUCAGCUACAGCCAAAAUCAAAAUACCAAAGAAAACACAAUUCACGCUGAAGCGCAAGAAAUCAAAAUCUAACAUUGAUUACGGCGAUCUCAUCUGCCCGAUGGAGCAGGCCAGUGCAAGUAUUUUAAAUAUCGUGGAAUCAGGUGAUGAGCUCUCGAAUUCCGCCCUGAGUCUCUCUGUCUCACUCUCUGGUAAAUCAGGUAUAAAUCACGAAAUUGCUUCUGAGGAGCCCAAUGGAUCUUUGAACCAGAAUGUCUCAACUGUCUCUUCCAAAACAACCAAAUGACAGAAUCAGCACUUACAAGAAUGAACGUAGACGAUCCCCAACUCAGCAACUGCUAACCUUAUCGUCAUAUCAGUAAUUAAUCACAUGUUCUAUCAUCACAAGUAUACCGUUAUCAACAUUAAUCAUAUUUCGCAUGUAUGUCUCAGUGGAUCUGUACCAAUAGCACUGCUAAGCUAGAUAUCCUACCAGUCGUGUCUUCCUAUUCGAUACUUUAUUUUUACCUGUAUGUUUCUUGCGCAAUUUGAAAGCCCCUGUGUACUGUGAUUUUUUUUUAUUUUUCUAGUUAACGCACAAAUAUCACGAAUAGAUCAAGAAGCCAAACUUGUUAUUAUAUUUUUGUGCCUGAAGUUUGUCGGUUAUGAUGAUUCUCCUAAAUGAUACCAUUGGGAUUAACUAAAAACCCCUAUUUUUAAUAUUUAUUCCAUUCAACUUUCUGACCAUGAAAUGCUUCAAGGUUGGAAAUUUCUGUACUUCCAACUAGAGAAAAUUGGGACUUAAAUGUAAAUUUUUGGCACUGUUACAAGGAUUUUCUUUUAGAAAUGUUACUGCAUUGCAUUUUGAAAUUUGUGAGUCACCCUUUCUUGAAUUCUAAUAUUUAGUUUGAACUAACAAAGUUCUUGUAAAACUUGCUUAAUAUUUCUUUUUAUAUAUUCAAGUCUGAAAACUAAGACUUGAGUCAGUGUUGAACUUUUUGUAAGUCAAAAGUAGGAAAAUGCAUAGAAUGUAUUAUGUAUGAAACUUCAAACUGUACAAAUGCAUUUCUAAAGGCUCCCUUGAAGGUUUUAAAAAUUUACCAUGUUGUUAGUUAUCGUUUCUUUAUUCCAGUCCAUAAAAGUGGCUGAGAAAAUUAUCCAGCCAAAGUGCUUUGUAAUAACUACUAAAUUUUGAUUGUUUAACCAUACUAUUCAAACACGUUUAAAAAAAUAAUCAAAUGGAGCUCUGUAUUGAUUCUAGAAAUUCCUCAUAGAAGCAACUGCGCCCUCUACCAAAAGCAUCUCCUCUAAAAGUUUGUGAUUUGUUACCAGCAAUGAAUACACUUUUUUAAUCUUUUGUUUUAUUUUUUGGUUGUUGAAAUUGUAAAAUUUUGUGCAGGUCUGAUAACGUAACCUUUUCUAGUGAUCUUUCAAACUGAUGUUUUUAAUUUUUACGUGUUUGCGGAAGGAACAUGUUAAAAAUUUGCAAAGUGAAAGAGAUUAAUGUUAUUUUUCCCAUAAGGAGAGCUCUUCGAUGCUUAAAAAGAAGAAAAAAACCGCCAUCGGAGCUCUCAGACAUGGCCAAAUUUCCUUCGAUUAUUGCCAAAAUCGACCGUUCGAUUGAUUGAUUUCAUGAGACUGAUUUUAAAUUCGUUCUUUGUAUUUUCAUUAUUUGGAUGUGAACUUACUUUCACAGUGUUUGGUUGAGUUGUCGUAGAGUCCAGAAAAGGAAAUCAUUGAAAAAAAUGUGCCAAUUUGAAACCUGACUUUGACCUUGCCGCCAAAUUUUCUCCAAGUCAUCGAUGUCUUUGGGAACGCAACUAAACCACUCGUUAAUUUACUAUAAUUUCCUUUUAUUCUAGUAUUAAUUUCCUAAUCUUAAAUUUGUUUUUUUAUGGAUUUUUUAAAGAGCGACUCGAAUGGCUGUGGUAGCAGCGGCUUUCAGCGCACCUUUAUUAUACCUACCAUUUUCGACCAAGCGCAACAUAAUGACAAUAUUCUAAGUUACGAUAUCUGUAGUAUUUUGAUGCCCUUUUAUCUUGUUAAUUUUUUGUAAUAUUUUACUUUUGAUAGUAUUUUAUUUCAGAGUUUUAAUUUUUAACCCUCCUUGCCUUGUGGGUUCUACUGUAGGUGUAAAUACAUACCAUACCAUGUUAAA